GUGUGUUCUUUUUUUACAGCUGUUUGUUGACGUUGACAUUUUGCCAUCCAUCUCGACUCCUCGGACGUAAAUAAAUUCUAAUGAAUUACUAAAUAUUGUUCCAAGUAACUGCAUUCCGAAUGUAACUGUAGCAAGUCAAUCCACACAAAUGUCCAACUAUCAAGAAAUUGUUAACUUAAAUGUAGGCGGCACCAGAUUCUCAACAUCAUGGCACACAUUGACCUGGGUCCCAGAGACAUUCUUCACAGCUCUCCUCAGCGGCAGGAUCCCCACAGUGAGAGACGAGACUGGGGCCAUAUUCAUAGACAGGGAUCCAAACCUCUUUGGUCUCAUAUUGAACUUCCUUCGUACUCGGGAUAUAGAUCUUAAUAACAUUAAUAUAAGGGCAUUGAGGCACGAGUGUGAUUACUUUGGCAUAACUCCACUGAGCAGAAGAUUAGCCUUAUGUGAUGAGAUGAACCAUUCAACCUGUGGAGAUGUACUGUUUUAUGGAUACCUGCCACCUCCAUUGAACACAGCACUGCCAAGUGGCAACAGCGGGCGGAACGGCAACACAUGCUCACGGAAGAACUCCACAGCCUCUAACACUGAGGUGGCAGUAAACAGAACACAUUCGCGGAACUCCUCGCUGGAUCUCCGCACUGUUGGCAGAAUACCUUCACAAGAUCAGCUAAGUCGUUGCGGCCGGGGUCACUCGAGAGCAGCGUCGCUAGGUAAUGCGGACUGCCACAAAGGACAUCGGCCGCCAGACAUGAGCACUUGGGCUGACAGCAUGAAAGUUCAAAUCAUUAAAGCACAUCACAACUGGGUAGCUGUCGCCUAUACACAUUUUGUCACUGGUUAUAGGUUAACAGACUCUUGCGGUUGGUACGUGGUGUUCCAAUCUCCGGUACAAGACAGUGUAAUAGAGCGAAUAGCUUUGAACGCUAAAACUGGAGGGGGUGGGGGCACUUCCAGUGGGAACAACUCUACGGGCACUGACGUCAUGUUAGGCAUAGCCAGCGGGGCGCAUGUCCGACUGUGGGCCUUCUCUACGCAUAGCGAACCUGUUAGGCGUACCUUGGUUGGUACUUUCAAUCUUGGCGUUCGCGUAGAACACCUACUAUUCGUAGGUCCUCAGCUUGUAGCUCUAAGUGGAGCCGGCAGCCGCAGCAAGGCAGGCGUGUGGCACACGAGCACACAGCACUGGCAGACGCAGGACGUGGCACACCUCACCACGUACGACACCGCCGGCUCCUUCCUGCUGCUCGGUACUGCGACUGGAGCUAUCAACUACAUUGACAUGCAAAAGUUCCCGUUACGUAUGAAAGAUAAUGAUCUACUAGUGACGCAGCUAUACAAGGACCCGAAUCAAGAGCCAAUCACAGCUAUAUCUGUGUAUCUCACUCCUAAAACGAAUUUAUGCGGCAACUGGAUAGAAAUAGCUUACGGCACUCGUUGCGGUUCGGUGCGAGUCAUAGUACAGCACCCAGAGACGGUGGGCCAUGGGCCACAGUUGUUCCAGACUUUUACAGUGCACCAGAGUCCUAUCACUAAGGUAUCAUUAUCAGAAAACUACCUAGUAUCAGUGUGCAGCGAGUACAACCAUGUGAGAACAUGGCGGGUCACACGAUUCCGAGGCAUGAUCUCCACGCAGCCCGGCACCACGCCUAAGGCUGCCUUCAAGGUGUUAGCUUUGGAAGCUCCUACAGCACAGCCCCAUAAUGACUGUGGUCCGUACGGCGAGCAAGACGAAGAGCAAGUAUUCAUACAAAAAGUUGUUCCUGACACAGAUACGCUUUACGUCCGUCUAGCUUCGAAUGGGAAACGAGUCUGCACAAUCCGUUCAGUAGACGGUUCAGCGGUAUCGUGCUUCGUGGUAGCGGAAUGUGAAGGGGCAUUGCGACCGCGUCGCCUGCUGCUGUGUGGGCACCGAUCGGGGGCCACGCAGAUGUGGGACCUGACUGCACCUAUUGAUAAGGCUGCUAAACUACAGCCGGGGCCUGCUAAUGGAGCAGAGGGUGAAGAAUCUCCGGCCCCCGACGGGGGUCCAACUCCGGACGAACUAGUCCGUCUACUAUCAGCUUGUGACCUGGACGCCACGCCAGCGCCCGUGGUACCGCAGUCCCCGAACAGGCCCAUACAAGCGCCAUGAAACUCGGCCUCCAACCUCUGCGGAGCCCUACUCAGGUUUUACUCUUUAGUCGUCAACGCUUGACGUGAUCUGACUGUUCUCUCUUAGCGCCAGAGUUUUGAAUUUCGAAAAUGUGUCGAUGGGUUUACUGUCUAUGGUAUUUGAUGACGCCAUUUUUAUUCUCAAAUGUUUUCUUAGCUGUCGCAGUUUUAGCAGUUAUUUUCGUAAAAGGUGUUAACAUUUAAAAUACCUGCCACUACCUUGCACAUGGUAGGUAAUUUGGUCAUGAUUUUCCUUAACUUUUUUGAUGAUUCUGCGAGUUAUAUCCACUUCAGUAAUUUAAAAGGGGAGAGACCGCUACACCAAAAUCAUUAUUAAUACCACAUAUCGAUUACGAUCUGAAGGUACCAAUAGACCUCUCGACAUAUUCUUCGAUUUGGCACAGUAAAAUCAAAACUGACUACAUAUAUUUUCUAGUAAGCUUUUACUGUUAUGUAUCGCGUAAACGUAGAUAGAUAUUUCAAAUAUAAAAUUAACAUCAUAAAUUCGACUAAAUUGAAUAAAUAAAUUGCCAAUUUUUGCCUUAUGAUACACUCAAAAUAUUUAAUCUAAUAUUGGUGUGAUUAUCGUAUGUAAAUGAAUUAUAUUGAUCGUAUAUUUUUCUCCACUAGAUUGUAAAUAAAUUGCAAUUUUCAUUGUUCAAGUGUCCGCCUAUUUAUUCACUUUUCUCACUGGUAAAUAUUUGAAGUUUGCAAUUUAAUGUUUUAUAUUUUUGCAAACGUGUUGUAACAUUGCUUCUGAAAAUUUGUGGCCUAUGUGAAACGGUCUUGGUUCAUUUUAUAAGUAAAUGAAAAACAUACAGAUGAUAUUAGCACGCAUAAUGGGGCCCACGAAGUAUUGGGUGGGGCCCACACUGCCCAAUGUAUAAGAGGGCCCUAUUAAUAUGGUAUAUCACUAUGGAAAUUAUUUACCAAGACCGUUAACCUAGUGAACAAGGAACGUACAGAUAGCAGGAUGAUCGAACUGUCAUGGCGGUGGCAUGAAGUAUAUGCAAAAGUGUACGUUUUAUUUUUAUUUAUGUUAUUAUUUCUCCAAAACUUUUCUCAUAUUACGACAACGUCAAGAGAAAGAUAACGCUGAUAUUUUGCUUAAACUCGUUUAAUACAGGGUUCUGUUAAAAUAUCAUUAAUUAAAUAGAGUACCUACUUACUCCGCUAAGUUAAUCCAACAAUUUGAUACAUUUUAACUGAAACCUUAGAAUAUAAAAGCUAACUGCAACUUACUAAUUGCCUAAAACAGUAUCUAUGAGCCGUACAAUGCAAAAAAUAAAGGUUUCUUUAGUCUCGAAUUAUGCCAGUGUUCAUUCGUCAUUAUUUCUAUUAAAAUUUUAUAACGAGUCGUGUUCGUAUAGUUAUCGAGUGCAAAGUUUAAUCGCGUGUAAGACUGAUUUGAUUCACAAGCUCAAUCACGAAAAAGUUCGCUAUCAUUAUUAUCUAGAUUUUGUUUUAAUAUUUUGUAUAUUAAGUAUAAUUUAAUGUUACAAUGUAUGUAUAUUUUACUCAAAUUGAAAUAAUUUGGAUAGAUGUGAUCAUUUUUGUAUGUACAUGUUUCUUGUUAGUUUAACUUGGCUUAGAAAUAUAUACACUGAUAUCAAAUGCAUUUAUUAACGGGGUGUUAAAAAUGUAACCGUAGUCAGACAAAUCUCUAUUCUACUUCAACUACGUAAGGAUCAUUUUAGAUUAUUUAACAAUAAGGCGGGUUUUAUUGCAGCUUAUCGAUGUUUAAGUGGAAUGAACGUUUUAAUGUCGACUAUUUUUGAAAAAUAUACUUAAAUAAAAAUAUCAUAUCAAAAGUUUAGAAAAAUAAAAUUGAGGAUUUUAAGUGUUAACUUUAUCCCAAUAUAUAUUUAAAAAUAAAACAAUGUUGUCUAAGAACAUAUCACACGGCAAAGAAGUGUUCUUGUGGUCCUUUAAGCUUUCGUAAGCUUUUCCAGCAUGGAUAUAAAAAUCUUUUUCAAUUCUGAUGAACGUUUUUGGCACGCGCCGGCAAUCAUAGUUGACGGAAAUUGAGCCUAAAUAGAUAUAAUUAAAUAAAUGCUGAAAUAUAUUUUCUGAACGCAUAGUACUUGGUUCGAAGUGAAAUAGAUUUUUGUCUCAUUUAAAAUUUUAUAUUUAUGUGCGUUUUCAAACGAGUGUAUGCUAUUUAUGGUGUAAAUUAGAUUGUUCCUAGAUAAUACAAAAUUAUGUAUAUACGGAGUAAAUAAAAUAUUAUUUACA
This is a messenger RNA of Helicoverpa armigera (cotton bollworm), 4389 nucleotides long. Its product is annotated as BTB/POZ domain-containing protein KCTD3. Gene Ontology annotation, molecular function: protein binding. The transcript has 13 exons. Gene Ontology annotation, biological process: protein homooligomerization. The coding region runs from base 149 to 2134 and encodes 661 amino acids. Lineage: Eukaryota; Metazoa; Arthropoda; Insecta; Lepidoptera; Noctuidae. The record is from RefSeq and is a predicted model, not a curated record.